Molecule: messenger RNA, 3828 nt
Organism: Arvicanthis niloticus (Nile rat)
Lineage: Eukaryota; Metazoa; Chordata; Mammalia; Rodentia; Muridae
Source: RefSeq, a predicted model, not a curated record
AUGGCAGAGGUAGACGAGUAUAGAGUUAGUAAGUCUUCUCAGUCUAUGUCUGAGCGUCCUCCUGAGGAGCAAGAUGUGGGUCAUUUGCCAGAUACUGCAGCUCUAAGAAGAGAAAAUACCAGAAAUGGUGGAAUGAAAGCUGUAUGCAAAGAAGUGACAACCACAGAAGAAAAAAGGAUACAUGAUAGUCCGAAAAGUUUUCAGUCACUGGUUAUCCCCCAGCCUCAUCCAAUGAAUGAGGCUAUUAUUUGUCUUACUGGGACUCCAGGUCAAGAAAGAGAAAAUGAAGUGGAUAUGGAAAUGAAAGGCUCUCCAAAGGAAUAUCCUCCUCAAUUCAAGGAAACUACCUCUGAGACUUUUUCUCUGGAUAAUGUGGUUCAUUUAGCUAGGACUACGGAUGAAAGGCCAGAAAAUAUCACAAAUGCAGAAGUGAAAGAUUUAUGCAAAGAGGCAACAUUAACAGAAGAACGAAGAAGACAUGAUAGCCCUGGGUCUGUUCAGACACUGAUUGUUUGUGAACCUUUCCCACGGCAGAAGAACGGGAGUCAUUUAGCUCUGACUACAGAUCAUAGAAUAGAAAGCGAAGAAACCACAGGAAUGAAAGCAAAACCAGACGGAGGAGUCAUGACACCAACAAAAGAACAAAGAAGACAGAAGAGUGUGGAAAAACUGGGGACACUGGCUAUUUCUGAAUGUCUUCCACAGAGAAGCAUUAUUGAUCAUUUAGCUGCAAGUGAAAAUAUGACAAAUAGUGAAAAAGAAGUUACGGUCAAAGAAAUGGCAUCAACAGAAGAGCCUAGGAGGAACAAUGACAAUGAAAAAGUCCCACCUUGGAUUGCUUCUGCACUUCCUUCAACAAGAGAGCAUCUGGGUCACUUAGCUGACACUAUGCAUCAAAGAAGAGAAAAUAAUACAAGUUUAGAAAUGAACGAACCAGAGGAAGUAGUGAGAUUACAAGAAGAACAGAGAAAGCAUGACAGCCAUGAAAUUCAGUCAUUGAUUGUCUCUGAGCACCUUCCACAGAAGCAUGAUGCGAUUGGCUUAGCUGUUACUAUGGAUCAAAGAAGACAAAACAAGACUACCACAGAAAUGAGCGGUCCAUGCAAUGAAGAGACAUCAACAGAAGAUGAAGGAAACUGUAACAGCCAUGAAAGUGUUCAGUCAUUGGUCAUCUCUGAGCCUCUUGCACAGGAGGAUGUUGUCCAUUUACUCAAGAUUGCAGAUCAGAGGGGAGAAAAUGUGGCAAAUGGACAAAUGAAAGAAAAAACAAGCUUCUAUGUGACAUCCAGAGACCAGAACAGGGAAAAUGGCAGUGAGAACAGCCAGCCAUCGCUUAAGCAAAAAAGGAAGACAGGACUCAGCACCACGAUGGACACAGUGGAAAAGCUGUCUUUUGGCAACACUGCUGCUGCUCAUGGUGGUGGUGGUGGUGAUGGUGAUAAUGCAUCUGCUACUUCUGAAACCGGAAAUGGAUUCAUCCAACAAAUGAAUUGUGGGAAGGCUCGGGACCAUCAAUUUCCUGUUGAACAAAAAAAGCAUGUUGGGCUGAAUAAGAAAACAUCUGGUGAAAAGAAUAAGGCUCUGAUGUAUGUGGCUGCUAUGGAUGACCAGUUAUCUGAAUCAUUCUCUGAGGAUUAUGACUUGCCUGAUUAUGACAAUAUAUUGAUGAUAGUUAACCAACUUCAAAUGAAGUACAAAGAUUCUGGAAAACCACUGGAAAUUCAGGAGACAGUUCGUUCGUAUAAAAUGUUAAUAGAAUGUAACCAAAGUCACUCAGAAUUGCUUAUCAAAAAAAGUAAGAAGAAGAGAAACCAAGGGAGCAAAGUAAUGAAGAAGCCACGAAAAACAGAAAAAGCAAAACAGCUCAAAUGCAAAAAGGAAGAGCAGGAACUAGAUCUCAUUGAUGUGGGAUCACCUGAAAAACAAGAAGUGCAAAAAAGAAAUGCUGGUGGUUGCUCUGAAAAAGAGAAGAAACAAUUAGCUGAAGAGGAACAACAAUACAAAAGAGAAAAGCAACAACUGGAACUGCACCUUAGAGCACAAGAUACGGAGCUGCGGCACCUCAGAAAUGAUAUAAUUAAGUUGCAAGAAGCACAGCAUCCAGAGACAAAGGUUGAACAUGGUGACAACAUGGCAAAGGAACACCUGCAAAAGAUUGAACAUGAAGUUUUCAAGUUAGUAGAAACCGUCAAAAAGCAAACAGAGACAAUAGAACAGCUUGAGAGAAAACUACCAAGUGAAGAUAAAACAUUGACAGAAACUGGCCAUCGGACACAAGCAGGACAAGAGUUCCUUAAUACUUUCAGAGAAAUGUAUACGACUUCAGUAAUGAGCCAGCUGGAACUCAGAAUUCAACAUCUGGAAAGGGAAUUCUCUGAAAUUAAGACCCGAACACAUGAGAAUGUUAUGGUGCUGGAAAACUAUGUCAAAGUUCAUCAGUCACAUAAACUGAUGGAGACUGAAGCUAAGCUGAAGGAGGUCACCACCCAAUUUGUCAUGCUGAUUCAGCACAACACAGCAUUACUGAACUUGCUAAGCUCCAUAAUUGUCUCUGAGUGUCCCUGCAUGACAAAUUUUCAUAGAAGAUUGGAGAGCCUCUUUACCCAAGAAAACACGGUGACUCCCACUUCAGGCCCACAACCUUCAAAUCAGUCCAUAACAGCCCACCUAGAUACGCCUACGAAUGACAUGGACGAUUUCAAUAAAGCACUCACCAAGUCGGUUCUGUCUGCACAGUCUGAGCUGCAUCAAAAAAAGAAGAAAUGUCUGGAAUCAGCUAAAGAGAAAAUUCUAAGUAAAAAUUGUUUUAAACCAACAAAAACAUCAACUGUGUGUGAAAAUGGAGAGCAUAGUUUCUCUGAAGUUUCAAAUACCAGGCAAUUUGAAAAGAAUAUUCCAGUUGAUGAACAACAACAUGAGAUAGUAAGAGAAGAUCAAGAAAUGUUUGACAACAUACCAGGGAACCACAAUGCCUUGUUCAUAAGCCCAAGGGAAUUCAAAUGUACAAAUCUGGAAUCUGAACACUCAAAAGAAACAACUCAUCAAGCCUUAUGUAAAGCUGAACCAGAACAUUAUAAGGAUCCCUGUCUAGGAUGGGUAGCAAUGACAAGUUCGUCAUCUCAAGGACAACUAAGGUCUAAGGACAGACAAGAUGGGUCCAUGAUGAGAAGGAACUUCAAUAAAAUGGAAGCUUAUACACCUGCAUCAAACAUGUGCAUGAUGAGCUCUGAUUCAGGGUUUGGAUCUGGACAACUCUACAACAGUUUAGGAUACAGCAGAAAUGUCCUGCAAAGAGAACCCUUAAUGACAAGCUCAAGACCACAGCCCUUUGAGAAUUCGUUGAGCUUCCUAAACAAGGUAAGAGAAGAAAAUCAGCAAACUUCUUAUGACAAAAUAGGAAACCAUAAUGCCUCAUUCAUAAAGCCACAGAAAUCUACACUUUCAAACCUGCAGUCCAAACACCCAGAAGAAGUAAUUCAUCAAGCCUCAUGUAAAGCAGAACCAAGAUACUAUGAAGAGCCAUAUCCUGAAAGGAUAGAAAUGACAAAGCCAUUACCUUAUGAUCAACUACAGACUAAGGACAGGCAAGAUGAGUCCUUGAGGAGGAACUUUGAUAAGAUGAAGGCUUAUAGUUCUAAGCCAAACUUGUGUACAACAACAAACCCUGCUCCAGGGUUUGGAUCUGGACAACUCUACAACAGUUUGGAACACAGCGGAAGUCUCACGCAAAGAGAAGCCAUGAUGCCAAGCUCCAGGCCGUAUCAUUUUGUGGAAAGUCUGGAUAGCUAUCUAUGCAGGACAUGGCAGCAACUUCAUAACCACUGCUAG